This is a messenger RNA of Mesocestoides corti, 1262 nucleotides long. The record is from the annotation of a GenBank genome assembly. Lineage: Eukaryota; Metazoa; Platyhelminthes; Cestoda; Cyclophyllidea; Mesocestoididae.
CUCAUUUACAGUUGGCGGGUUUGUCGACUUCUAGGAUGUUGGCCGCUUUGUGUAAAGAGCAGGACGUGACCAUCCAUGGUCUUUACCGUUUGAUCAGAAAAAUUGGCUGUGGGUCUUUUGGUGAUAUAUAUUUGGGGGUAAAUCAAAAAAAUGGGGAGGAAGUUGCCGUUAAGGUCGAACGGCAAUGUGCACGCCAUCCUCAAUUAGCUUACGAGAGCAAAAUCUAUCGUCUCCUCAACGGUGGAAUCGGAAUUCCUCAUAUGAGGUUUGAAUGUUACCUAAGAUGUUAUGAGUCGUGGUUUGGACAGGAAUAUGACCACUAUUUCCUUGUGAUGGAUUUGCUCGGUCCCAGCCUCGAAGAUUUGUUUUUGUUCUGUUCGCGACGCUUCACAAACAAAACGGUUCUUAUGCUGGCUGAUCAGAUGAUAUCUCGUGUCGAAUUUGUCCACAAUCGCACUUUCGUCCACAGGGAUAUCAAGCCGGAUAAUUUCCUCAUGGGAAUUGGUCGUCACUGCAACAAGCUCUACAUUAUUGACUAUGGUCUGGCUAAGCGUUAUAAUUGUCCGAGAACAGGAAGGCACAUCAGCUACAGGGAAGACAAAAAUCUGACCGGAACUGCCAGGUACGCCAGUAUCAACGCACACCUUGGCAUUGAACAAUCAAGAAGGGAUGAUCUGGAGUCCCUGGGUUAUGUUCUGAUGUACUUCAACCGUGGAAGCUUGCCGUGGCAAGGAUUAAAGGCCAACACGAAACGCCAAAAGUACGAAAAGAUCAGCGAGAAAAAGAUUUCAACUCCCGUGGAAACACUCUGCAAGGGCUUUCCAGCCGAGUUCGCCAUGUACCUCAACUACUGUCGUGGUCUUCGUUUCGAGGAGGCUCCGGACUACAUGUACCUCCGUCAGCUCUUCCGAAUCCUCUUCCGCACUCUCGGACACCAGUUCGACUUCCUCUUUGACUGGACCAUGCUGAAGCGGCACUCGGUGGCUGCCAACGCCUCCGGCGCGGCGCCUGUCAGUGGCGGUGCUGGCGGAACCUCGGCCGGCGGCACCAAAUUCGUUCGGUCCAACGACGCGUCGGCUGCGAUGGGGUCUACACCGGCCCAGGUGGACCCCAUUGCCGCCGGUCUGCCCUCGAACAACAGCAAUGCUUUCCCCCCUAAGCAGAGUCAACAGCCGCAACAACAGCAACAACAACCUGAGUGGAUGGCGUCUUCGGCCGCGGCGGCGGCGGCCUCGUCCACAUCGCACCGACAGCAGUUAUGA